This is a messenger RNA of Saccostrea echinata, 3211 nucleotides long. RefSeq names its product nuclear factor interleukin-3-regulated protein-like. Gene Ontology annotation, biological process: circadian rhythm; regulation of DNA-templated transcription. The transcript has 3 exons. Gene Ontology annotation, cellular component: nucleus. Bases 227 to 1846 code for a protein of 539 amino acids. Gene Ontology annotation, molecular function: DNA binding; DNA-binding transcription factor activity. Lineage: Eukaryota; Metazoa; Mollusca; Bivalvia; Ostreida; Ostreidae. The record is from RefSeq and is a predicted model, not a curated record.
UGCUAGGUCAUACUAGCAGUGCUGAAAAAUCAUGGCUCCGAAUUGGGAAAGAUACGAUAGGGGAUCAAAAAAGAUCUGAUGGCAGCUUUGCCUCAGAUGACCUUUCAGACAGAUUCUACCUCAGAAAGCAAUGAUCAGAAGUUGCACCUCCCGGACAAGCAGAUACGGCGCUUGAGAACGAAGGAGGACUGGAUUAGAAAAGGGUUAUCUCAGGGAAUACCAGUACAUGCAAAAAGAUUACGGAAAUUCGGACAGACCACGUAGUUAUGCAGACUCGACUUCUGCAAUCAGUAGCGAACGAAAACCAAACACAGUGACAAUGGAUCAAUCUGGUGAUUACCCUCGUUCUCCAAACAGUAGCUCAGACACAAACUCUCCAAAUCCUACCUCGAACAUACCGACCUGCAUCGUGGCUCCAACAUCAAGCAACACGGAUAAAGACCCGACAAGUGAUGGCUCCAACCCUUAUAUACCGACCAGAAAACAGCGAGAAUUCAUCCCAGAGAAUAGGAAAGAUGAUCAUUACUGGGAGAAAAGAAGAAAAAACAACGAAGCUGCGAGAAAAUCUAGAGAGAAACGAAGAUUUCAUGACGUGGUUUUAGAAAAUAGGAUAAUGGAAUUAACACGAGAAAAUUGUCAGAUUAGGAACGAAUUGUUUGCCAUCAAGAAGCACUUUGGCAUACCUCUUAACGAAACAUUCGAUAUCAAUGAAGACAACAAAACAACUGCCACCAAAAGUAAGGAACGAUCGCUAUCGCCUGUGUCAAAUCAUCACACGAACGCUUCUAUGAGUUACUUGGCAGCAGCUAGAGCGAGUGGAUCCAUUCUUCAUGGGUCUCAACCACCAACCAUGGUGCCCAUGCAAUCAUCCAUUCCGCUACCGAUCUCUUUACAAGGAAACUACAAUUCUAAAGGACCAAUGUCAUACUUUAUAGCAGCAGUGCCAUCGUCUGGAGCCCCAGAAAAUUAUCAAGGUCAAUUAUCAUCUAAUUCAAUUGGUUCAUCUCAUAUGCAAGAAAAACUCUUGCAGCACAGCCCUAAGUCAUCAAAUGUUGAGGAUUUAGUUAUCAAUAGAAGACAAAUGUAUCUCUCAGGGGAAUCAAAUGAAACUCAGGGUCGUCAACUUCACUCCUCUCAAUCUACCUCACUUCCUUCACAAUAUUCACUAUCAAAUACGUCAGCAAACAUUCAAGCAGCAGCAGCAGAAUCUAAUCCAUCGUCUGUAAAGGAGGAAAAUAUCCUUCCUACAGAUUACACCUCAGAUGAUCAUACCCAGGAUGAACCUUUAUCACUGACCGUGCGAAAACGCGGCGACAGUUUCUCAGGAAAUGAAAGUUCUGUAUCUUAUUCUUCUCCAGAUAGCCCUGUCUCACAAAGUCCACCAACGAUGGCAUUACCACAUAAACUACGACAUAAAGUACCAAUGGACUUCGGUGCCGCAUUCCAAAGUGCUGCCUUUGGUCCCAUGGUGAAUGGACUGACACAACUAUCUGAAAUAGCUCUUGCGCAGUCUGGUCCACUGCCCCUUGUAAAGAAAUCCAAACUGGAAGAUUCGGAUUUGUCUCCAAGAAGUGGUAGAAUGAAUCAGAGGUCGUUAAUCGACCCGAAAUACGCCGAAAGACGGCGUCGGAACAACGAAGCUGCACGAAGAUGUCGCGAGAAUAGAAAAAGUAUAACAAGAAUGAGAGAAGCCAAGUCAGAUUACCUGGAAACCGAGAAUGGAAAACUCCGACAUGAACUGGACACUUUACAGGACGAGAUGAAGCAACUGAAAGACAUGAUAGAUAGAAAAAAGACCUUAAAAUCAGAACCACAAGAGGAUGAAAAUAUGGGGAACGACAAGUAAAGCAUAUCUGGCUAGUGUUUAAAUAAAACGGGUAAAUUAAUGAAGAGACAAGUGAUCAAUUAUUUCAUGUAAAUUUCCUUUAUUGAUAUUUACCUGAACUUUACAGACUCAAUGAUACGUAUGUUGGCCUUGUUUUUUUUUCUUUUUGUUAAUAUUUUCGACCAUACUUUUAUUUGUAUGAAAAUUUGAAUUACUGUUAUCCGUGGUGUACUGUGCAAAUUAUCGAUAAAAAUGGUUAUGUAAGCUUUGAGUAAAGUGUGUCAUAAUGUCCUCGAUAAACCAGCAGGCUCUUGGAACGGACAUGUGUUUUGCGGGUAUGAAAUAUGUAAAUCAUCGUUCUUAACUAUUGUUUUCAGGACAUGCUACGUUAAUUCUACAGACAAGUAGAUAAGAGUAAAUCAGUGUUAUUUAUCUGUCGGGUUAACACGAACAUGACCUACCUCUGAUGUCCCGGGUCCAAUUGUUUUUCUAGUGCUGUAGAAUUAUGUUUGAUUGAAAUCAGGUCUUUGUAUUACGGGUGUAGAGUUGUACAUAUAUUUUUGACAGAUGCUAGUAUGUUUUGUGUGUUUAUGUGUGGCUUUGUUUAGAUGGUUUUUGGAUUAUUUGUGGGCGGCAAGGCUUUGAAAUAUUAUGUAGAAAUGUACUUUUUGUAUUUUUAAAAAAUAUCUAAAGCUUUGAUUCCCAUCGAAACGUGUGAAUCAAUGCCGAUAAGAAAACUUCAAAUUUCGCAAAAAUAAUAAUUUGGAUAUCGCAUUUGAAGUUGAAAAAGAAAUAGUUAGUUUUAAAGGUAAAACGUUUUAAACUUGUAGUUAAUAUGGAGGAUUAAUAUUAGUUUUUCCUACUGUGUAGACAUUUACUUUGUGUUUGUUUGCUGUGUUAAGACCUCCUUCUGUAUUUAACAUAGAGGCAGUUUUAUACAAUCAUCGGGAUACAUAUUAUGAGAUGGUCAUUUUCGUAACAAAGUGCUAACAAUCAUGUGCCAUAUAUAGAACUGUCUGCCAUAUUUCAGAAAGUAUAACUAUUCCCUACGGUAGUAGGGUAUGUAUUUUUGUAUUUUAUUACCUCAAGAUGAAACUGGUAUCCUUGUAAUUGAUAUUUAUUGUUUUUUUCUUACUGGCAAUUCGUUGUGUUUUAAAAGAAGAAUACUUUUAUUGGGGUAUAAAAGGGAUGUGGAUUAUCAUAUAAUGUACACUUAAAGUCUAAAUUUGGUUUCAGAUAAUUGAAUAUAAUAACAUGCUAUUUUAUUUUCUACCAUUUGACAAGAUCCAUUCAUUUUCCGAGCUUUUAUAAUAAUAAUAAUAAUAAUAAUAAUUUAAAUGUUCAUUUUUAAUGAUUAAGAUUGUAUUCCCCUAAAUUCAGUUGAUA